Messenger RNA from Plectropomus leopardus (leopard coralgrouper), 1141 nucleotides. RefSeq names its product DNA damage-inducible transcript 4 protein-like. Gene Ontology annotation, cellular component: cytoplasm. The record is from RefSeq and is a predicted model, not a curated record. Gene Ontology annotation, biological process: apoptotic process; response to hypoxia; negative regulation of TOR signaling. Lineage: Eukaryota; Metazoa; Chordata; Actinopteri; Perciformes; Serranidae. Gene Ontology annotation, molecular function: 14-3-3 protein binding.
CAGACAAGGAGGACCUGACGUUGGAGAAUACCAUUGCACUUUUUUUUUUAACAAUAGGACGUUGUUUUUUUUUUACUAUUUGUUUCUUCGUAAAUAUGUCUUUUUCUAGCAAUCACUCCUUGGACGGCAGCUUUCCUCCGUCUCCAGCGGAGGGCAGGGGUUCACAGCGGCUGUCCUGGGGCAGUCUGCUGCAGAGGCUGGCUGAGCUGAAGGGGCUCAAUCAGAGGGUCACAACAGAUCAUCAGUGCAGCAGCAGCGAAACUGGAUCUGUGACAGACAUGUCCCUGUCAGAAUCAGACAGCAGUUUCUUCCUGCUGGAGGAGACCCUGGCCGCAGAGGUCGCAGCAACAAUAACACAAAGUCUCAACGAUGCAUCAGAAAUCCUGGGCUGCUCCAAACUCAUCCUACCAGACUGCCUACUGCACAAUAUCAGCCAAGAGAUGCUGCACCUCUCCGUCAGCGAGCCCUGCGGUCUCAGAGGAGCACUCAUCGACCUGUGUGUGGACCGAGGGGACCAGAGCAACCUAUGUACUGUGGACCAAAUAGCAGUGGACGCCACCCUGGUCCCCACUUUCCAUGUGACCCUGGUGCUGAGGCUGGAGUCUGGUGGGCUGUGGCCAAAGGUGCAGAAACUCUUCAGUGGCAGCAAGUCACCACAAGCGUCUGCAAAACACCAUAACACCCUGAGGCUGAGUACGAGCUUCAGGGCGAUAAAGAGGAAACUGUAUUGCUCAGGGGAGCUGCUGAUCGAGGAGUGCUGCUGACCAAGCGCCCCUGUGCCUGAUUAGCUGAACUGAAUUCAUAUGUAUUGUGAGAGACAGCUGGUGGGUUAGGCAUUGUCUUAUUUAAAGCAGAAUCAUGUUACCCUAACACACUUCAAAUGGCACUAACAGGAUGGUCCUAGAACAGCACGGAUCUGGUGUUGGUGUAUUUAUGUGUGUUUCGGGUUUCCCUGGUACCUGCUUACGUCUCAUGGCAGCUGCUCACCUGAUUGCAGGUGACUCAAGACUCCUGUUUGAACAUGGGUCUGUUUCCUUCCUAUGAAUGUAAAGUCACACCCAUACGGGAAUGGCUCACUGUGUGAAUUUGACAGUCAAAUAUUACCGGAAGCUUGUGUCUUUUGUACUUUUCAACAACUUGA